Messenger RNA from Cooperia oncophora, 405 nucleotides. The record is from the annotation of a GenBank genome assembly. Lineage: Eukaryota; Metazoa; Nematoda; Chromadorea; Rhabditida; Trichostrongylidae.
AUGUUGGUGUUGUUUGAAACAGCGGCAGGAUAUGCCAUGUUUAAGUUAUUGAGCGACAAAAAAAUGAAAAACGUCGAUAAUAUAUAUGAAGAGUUCAGCACGGCAGAAAAAGCACAGGAAAAUUUGCAAUUGGUUGCCUUCAAGAAAUUCAAAAGCACAGCUGAAGCAGUUGAAAGUGCAUGUGCUCUGCAUGAAGGAAAAAUGAACAAAACCUUAAAAAAAUUGCUCAAAGGAAAAGUCGGCGAAAAUGAGCAACUUGCCGUGGGUGACACAAAAUUAGGCAAUUUGAUCAAGGUAAGCCAAUUUACUUCAUUUUUCUUUAUUUUUGUGCCUAUAUUUCUCGCUUUUUCAUAUUUUAAUAUGCUACUUUAUAUACUAGGCUCCGUAUCCUUAAUAAUACUGUGA